ACCUCUAUCAGCUUCAACGAUAGUGUCACGGAUACUAGAGUACGAUAGUUAGUGUAAACUGUAGAACUAAUCAGCUGUUUGCCGUGUACAAACCUCCGUAUAACGUACGAGGUUGUUUCAAUGGCCAUUGAUCUUUCGAUGUGUUAUGGCUAGUUUCUUGAAUGGGAAGGCGGCGGACAAAAUGUGCAGGUGCAGCGAUGACGGCAGCAAUUUCUACAUUCAGAUAAAUGUGAUAUCCAACCUGAAAGUACGAAAGAAAUUCAACGUGAAUUCGUACGCAUGAAAGAGCUCUCUCAUUUAUGAUACAACCCUUUAUAUCGAUAUCUUUGUUUAAAACCGCGUAUCAUCGCGAAGUUUAUCUAAAUGCAAUUGCAUUAAUAUUUCCAACCAAUAACUGUGUUCCACGUUACUACGUAUAUCGAAAAAAAUACGCAUCUGGAUAACUGAUAGAUUAUUGUCAGUAACGGAUUGUGCUACUGGUAACGUAAUUUUGAGGACAAACUAAUUGGAUCAUAAUAUCACGCUUGAUUUCAGUAGUUCUUGGCAUGUUGUUGGCACUUUAUUGAUCGAGGACGUGACAAGGUGAAUAACACCUGCUCAAGAUUACAGCCAAUUUUGCAAUUAACAAGCAGAGUGAUUACAAUAACUUCCUUUUUGCUCUGAAAACAAAGAAACAGGGAGUUAAAAACAGGGCUGUUAAGCAGACACUUACAGCUGAUAUCUCCGUUCAGAACUAGCAAAAUGAGUGGUGCUGGGAAAGUAGUGGAAUUCGAUUCUCUGGCUGGAGAUAUCCAGGAAUUGAUUAAAGCAGGGGUGGACGCUCGUACCUACUCAUAUUCCCCUUAUAGUAAAUUUAAAGUUGGCGCGGCACUUCGGUGUCAAGAUGGUACAAUAUGUAAAGGUUGCAAUGUUGAAAAUACAGCAUAUCCUGUAUCUAUUUGUGCCGAGCGAACUGCAAUUAGUAAAGCGGUUUCAGAUGGUAAGAGGAAAUUUGUGGCACUUGCAGUAAUCGCUGACUUGGACGAUACUUUUGUAUCACCUUGUGGCGAAUGUCGGCAAUUUAUUAUUGAAUUUGGAGAUAUACCAAUUUAUUUAGCAAAAACAAGUCUGGGAACUGUAUUUGAAACUUCAGCUGCAAAUAUGUUACCACUCGCAUUCGCCAUCUUAAAUAAUUCUGAAAAAUAGUUUACCAAUUUAUUAUAAAAUUCCUUGAUAAUACUAUUUAGAAUUUGUUGAAUAUUUUUAAAUAUAAACUUCACAAUCCUUCUGUGAGAAUAAUGUGCAUAUGUAAUGUAAUAUGUUGAAAAGUAGUGGAAAGAAUCUAUUAGACUAUAUAUAGGGAAUAUUCUGGUCUUGUAAUUACUAAUAUUUACAUUUUAUCGAUAAUGUAUUGACUAAUGGCGUGACGAUUGUUAAUAAUGUAAUAAAAUGUGUAAAUUUUUACUAUGCCAUAA
Molecule: messenger RNA, 1454 nt
Organism: Neodiprion virginianus
Lineage: Eukaryota; Metazoa; Arthropoda; Insecta; Hymenoptera; Diprionidae
Product: cytidine deaminase-like
Exons: 3
Coding region: 742-1185 (147 amino acids)
Cellular component (GO): cytosol
Molecular function (GO): zinc ion binding; cytidine deaminase activity
Source: RefSeq, a predicted model, not a curated record